Onychomys torridus (southern grasshopper mouse) is the source of this 482-nucleotide messenger RNA. Its product is annotated as translation initiation factor IF-2-like. Lineage: Eukaryota; Metazoa; Chordata; Mammalia; Rodentia; Cricetidae. The coding region runs from base 27 to 482 and encodes 151 amino acids. The transcript is spliced from 2 exons. The record is from RefSeq and is a predicted model, not a curated record.
UACCCGGAUGUGGUCUCCGCGCGCGCAUGCUCAGUGUCCUUCCGACAAGUUGGCAGCAACAACACGGCCCUGGUCGUCGUCGCCGCUGCGGUAACGGAGCGGCUCGGGUGGCGGAGCCCGUGUUUGCGCCCGCCCGGCGUCCUCGGGAGGCCCUUCCCGCGUCGCGCUCGGCUCCGCGGCCGUCCCCGGGGCGGGAGCGCGUGACGGGAGCCGGCGCCCGCGAGCGAGGCCCCCCGUGGCGGGGCGGCUCCGGAGCUCCAGCGGCCCGGCCCGCGCGGUCCGCGGCGCGGAGCGGAGCGGCGCGGCGGGGAGAGGGGCCGCCUGGGCCGGACGCCGCGGGCGGGACCCGGGAAGCGACGGCGCGGCGCGGAGCCCAGAUUGCCCUGUUCACCAGAUGUCCGACAGCUCUGCUUGCAACAUUGGCCAUUGGUUUUCACUGCCUUCACAAGAUCAGAAUUACUCCCAGAAGUUGGAGAGUUUGA